Molecule: messenger RNA, 888 nt
Organism: Schistosoma intercalatum
Lineage: Eukaryota; Metazoa; Platyhelminthes; Trematoda; Strigeidida; Schistosomatidae
Source: the annotation of a GenBank genome assembly
AUGGAAUGGAAACAAUCUUUAUAUAUGAGAGAGCUUCAACAGGUAAUUAAAAGAACAAAACAAAUUUUAGAUGCACAAGAAAUAACGUUGAAAUCUAUAUCAUUUAACAACAACGAUGACGAUGAAUAUGAUAGUGUUGAUAACAACAUAAAACAUGAAGAAUUAUACAAAUUAUCGUUUAUUAACCAAACCAGAAUCGAAACUCCACAAAAAGUUGGUGAUUAUAGCAAGGGAGAAAAUGACAAAGAGCUAGGAGAAGAUGAAGAGGAGAAAGAAUUGGGACAAAGGAGACAAAUCACGGAGAUAACAGAUGGUGUUGAAUCAUCGAAUCAUGUUGUCCAUAAAAUCAGAUCUCCAAUAUUUUCGGAAGAUCUAAAUUAUUCAUCUGAUGAUUUUUAUAAACAAUCUAGAUUGUUUGAUUCAAAUAUUUUAUUGAACAAUCAUAGUAAUGACGUGAAAUCUAACGAGAAUAAUAAUUCGCAACAUAUGGUCAUAGAAGAAGGAGAAGAAAAAGAAGGCGAAGAAGAGGAAGAUGAUGAUACUCAAGAAACAGAAGAUGAGGACAAUGUAGAAUUAAAAUGUGAAAAUGUUUAUUCAACAGAUCCAAAUAAAAAAGGAAUAAUUCAAAAAGGUCAAUCUUAUGAAGCAUUUUUAGCAAAAGCAACAUUCAGCAUUGAAGAUUCAACUUAUGAUCCAGUUAAUGAGUCCAAUGAACAUGAAUCUGAAUAUGAUUCAAAAAUAUUAAAAAAUAAUGUAAAUAUAAAUGAAGAUAUGAGAGCAUCAAAUAAGUUAUUUGAUUCAACAAAUGCUAAUCUACUUUCAUCAUGGACAACAUAUAAAACAGAAGACUUAGAGGAUGACAGUUUCUAUGAUUGACAAAUAAAAAUG